UGUGUCCAGUGAAAGCUUUCACUUUCAGAGUGUUUCCGCAGAGCAUAUAUCACGGAGGAGCUGUGGUCUAACGACAAAAAGCAUCCCACCCUGCCACCACCUCGUCCUCCCCCCGUCGGGGCUCAUUCAGUGUAUUCCUGCAUAAUUACCUUAAAGUGAUGAAAGAAAUCAAUGGAUUGCAGUCGCUCCCUACGGCACUAAGCAAAGCCUUGGAUUGUCACGCUGCUGAGGAUUUGUGGAGUGUGUCCGUGGGAAUUUGUGGCCAUUCAUCCAGAGAUCAUUGAUGUGGUGUUUAACCGGAAGGUCUUUUACGUGGUUGCGAGGAGCAAAAUGGAUGAGGUGGAGAAAAGCAACCCUGAGAAAGGAAACUUUGAAAAUGUUGAGCAAGAGUGUUAUCCACUCAGGGCACAACAACAUAAUCACGGCGAUACUGCAGAGGAAGUUUGCCUCACAUCCCUACAAAAUGGCCGCAUCUUUGGUGAGAGCUCUGCUCAAGCAGAUGGAGGUGCUGCCAUGAGGGAGCACCAGGAGGGACAGGUUCACCACAUACACAAGAAUAAACUGGAGAUGCAACAAAAGCUCAAGGAAAAAGAAGAAGAGAUAAAAUGCCUUCUCAACACUUUGGCUGACGCUGAGAUGCUCACCGUGUUUGUCAGCAAGUCGUGGAUGGAUGCUUACAAACAGCUUAACAAAACCUUUGAGGAUGACGCCAACAACAUGGUGGCAGCCAUAAAUGUAGAGUGGCAAAAGUGGUGGGCCUACAGAGAGCAGGAGACUGCCGAACAGUUUCAGACGCAGCGGGAGAACAUGCAGUGGCACAUGGAUGACAUGGCGGUCCGUUUCAACACUGAGCUAGACAGCAUGCGUAGGCACAAUUUAGAAAUGUCUGCAUACUUCAGAAGUGAAAUGGAGAGCCUCCAACAGCACAUGGUCGAGGUCAUCCAAGAAAAGGAUGAACUGAUUGCAAAAUUGCAACGUGAAAACUACAUCCUUGGAGCAGAGAAUGGGGAGAUGUUGCAGUCCCACAGUUUUAAAUAUGAGAAUCCAGAAGAGCAACAAAGUCUUCAUGCUUUGGAGGUUCCAUUAAAAGUGGACCAAGAUACAACGUCAGCCUUUGUUAAUGUGGCUGAAGUAGCAGAUCGUGAUCCACUCCAUGAUGCACAAUGAGGCACAUCGAGUACACCACUUCACUUGGGCUUGUUUGAGCUUAAUAUGACAUGUAUUUACAUGGUUACAUACCAAUGAGUGAUCAAAUGAGAUGCAGUUUCCAAAGGAGACAGAACAUGAACAACUGGGACCUGGUAGUAGCAAACGGGACAGUGCAUAGGGGCAAAUGGACAGCGAGUGCAUUUUUAACGAGGCCCACAACAAAAGUGCUUGUAAAAAUGGCAACAAUGUGAAAAACAAUUGCUAUCGCACAGCAGAAACAUAUCCAGGCCAACAAGUACUGCAGGCAAGAAUGGCGAUUAAAGGGCUCUGAAAACAAUGGCCCAGAUCUCCCCAGCUAUGGUGCAGAUUCAGCUGCUGGGCACCAGCCACGAGCAUCUGACAGGGCUCCAGAGAUCUGCGAUGAGGGUCCAGUGCGAGUCGCGAAUGUGCAACAAUGUCCUCAACCUCAACUGACUUGAGAAAAGAACGAAAUGACCAAAAUAAGUAUAGCUUACAGUCAAGAUUGGUGACAGAUUUUUAGAGCUCCGACCUAACCUCAUAAAGAAGCAAAUGAUUGUUACACAAGUGGGUACACAAAAUGCAGGCAAAAUGAAAUGCUAAUUCAGGCUCAACAAAGUCCAACUCUUCUUUUCACUAAAAUAAAUCCUGCAGUGACUUCCAAGGCCAAGAAUUGAUUGGAUGGUUCUCUUCAAAUCAAUGACGACAGAACCUUCAUCUGGCAUUUGCAUGUGCUUCCUCAGCAGGAGCAAUAUCGGUGGUGCUCGCAUUGCAAUUAAUCGGCUCAUUUGCUUUGUGCUACUGGCCCACACAACAUAUUUUAAAGCUAUGCUGAUUACAUUUAUUAAAUUAGGCAAUUGGAGUUUUUACCCUUUGGAGGUUGGGGUGGGGUUGGCGGUUGGUUGGUUAUAGAACUUUUGUAGAACUUUUUUUUUUUUUUUUUUUUUUGAUUCUACAAGUGUACUUGGUGAUUUGUGUUUUUCACUUGGCAUACAAGUGUGCAUCGUAGUUGUAUUUUCUUUAGUGACACUUUGGCUUGAAUUUUCAAUUAUUGCUUCUUGUUUCUUCUACAUCAGGCAGAUGUUCAAUAUAAUAUACAUAUUGCAGAUUCUGCACGUAUUGAGUCAGUCACCAUCCUCACCAACGAUUGUUGACAACAGAGUAGAUUAAACAUGGCUGAAAACAUGAUUGGAAGUAUCCAGAGGAACAUGCAAAUCAAAUGCGGCAACACUUAUGGUUGACUAGCAUUAUGCCUGAAAGUUUCAUAAUGAAACUGGCAAAAUUAUUUGUGUCACAUGACAACAACAGGAAGUAACAAUGGAAGAAAAUGUGGACUUGGUCCCUGUUCUACAAAGACAGCCCUUAGCUUGAUUAUAUGCAAACAUUAACUGCAAUCUGGCCAUAUCUAGACAGAUGUUUUCUUAAGCUCCCAUCAGAACCAAACGGGGGAUUCUGCUGUAUUUUAGUUUUCCAUCAGCACUUGGCCAUACAGUUAUCAGUCACACCACUGCAGAGUCAAAAGCAUCCCCAAUGGCGCCGGUGGUUGCCGAGCCACACAUGAUGGAUGCCUCCUGCACUUUUCCUGUCACAGGCACUGCUCUGAGGUAAUAACCAGCGUGACCCCUUUCAAAAACACUUCCUUUUUUGGGUCCUCAGACACCCUCUAAUCCUGACAGCAUUUAGACACUGCCUGCCACACAGACACAAGUCCACUGACAAAAACACUGGGCAAAUCAGGACUGAGUCAACUAUUGGAAAUGAGGCAACGCAGGCCAAGCACUUGAUAUGCAGGCAUAUGCUUUGUGGCUUAUCGCUACUGCUCAACUGUGCAGAGCAAUUGCUUGGCUGGCCCAGUGAACACCCCCCCCCCCCCCCCCAAUCCUCAUUCACUGCUACUCAUUUUGUCUCCAGCCACUUUUCUGCCAGCUUGGAAGGACAUUAUUGGAAUCGUUUCCAAUCAUGUCAAUUGUAAUUAAAUGGAUGAUUUCCCCCUAAUGCGAAAGCGAGUGUCUAGUACUGUUGAGGUACACUGCACCAACCAUGAAAAGAUAUGCUUUACUUAUAAAAUAAAUGAAGCACCAAAACUACUCUAAAUCCUUGAUGGAAUUAAUGCUUAUUACAUGCAUUCCACAGAACUAACUGAAAAUCGUUAGUUCAUGCAUGGUGUGCUCUUGUUUAGUCCUGCAGAAGAGGCAUCGAGUUAAAUUGAGGCCCAAAUAAUCUUCUGAUAGUCUGAAUAGCAAAUAUGAUUAAACUGAAAAUUAAUUGGUAGAUUGACUAGUAGUCUGAACAGUCAAUAUGAUUAAACUGAAAUUAAUUGGUAGAUUGAGCCAUGUCACAUUCAUUUUAAGGGAAAGGGACUGAAUCUUUUAUUAAUUUCCGUGCUGGGUGGGUUGUGGACAGCAAGUCAAAAGCCACUGCCGCCUAGAGAGACCAUAAAAUAGUUUUGUUUGUUAUACAGUUUUACUCCUCCCUUCCCUCACAUUUACGCUUCAUAAAACAAACUUUUCACGUAACCCUUAGCGCCUCUUUUCAAAUUCUAAGUUACAUAUUGCAACGAUUCUGCAAUAACAAUGAGGCAGGAUAGCUGUGGACCGCUUCUCCAAAUGUGUGUCAAGGUGUGCUUGCUUCAAGCUGUUUAAUUUUUGCUCCCAGUUGACAUUUAGCCUACUGUAAAACACUCAUAAAACAAAAGUUAAACAUUGCAUUUUCAAAACCAAAAUGUUAAUCAUUUUGUCUUAACAAAAGUCUGCUAGCUUAAUGCUAAUAACAUACUGUACAAUAAUGAAAAAGAGCAUAGCUGUUCCGAUAAUUAUAAACUUCAACCUGCUACUUUCAAACACGGAGCACAAACCCAUAAAAUAUCCCUAAUUAGAAAGUAUUAGCGACUGUAUAUCCUGGCAUUAAAGCCUUUAACAGAUCUUCCUGUGUCUUGUGUUUGAUUUGAUUGCACUUCGUAAUUUCGGAAGUCAUCUGCUGUGCCUUUUAUCUGAUGGUACGUGUCUUCAUGCUGAGAGCAGUUUUAUGAUCCAUGGCACAGGUCGUACUUGCGCUGACACUUUUAUUUGCAAUGAUGCUUGACAUUUACAAAACCUUCCACAGUGAAAUGGGUUCCAACCGAUUUGUUGCAUAAAGAUGUUACUCUGGAGGGAGAUCUUAGUUGGCGUAAUUAAUGCUUAAUGAGAUGGAUGAAAAGUUUGUUUUGCCACUGGGGGUCGUUUCUGAUCUGUUUUAUUAUUUGCUGACACACAUGCGACAUUUGGUCUCUGGUUUGGUGGUAACAUCACUAGAAAGCUGCGCCUUUCAUCCCUUUGUGCAUGGAGAAUAUCGCAAAUGGCAACAAGAGUGCUGAGGCGUGCUGGGGCUCAGCCAGUACCUCCAAUGGGAUGUUGAAAUAUUCAAAGAUUUCCCAAAGCAUGAAAGAUGUGGAAUAACUAGAAUAGGUGUAAAUCUAUUUUCUUUCCUUUUUUUUUUGUAGAGAGCAUUUAAUCAUCUUAUGAAGAGGCUCACCUCUGAGGGCGCUGCAGGGCCUGUUACCUGACACUGCCUCAGAAAUAAAAUAAAACAUGUUUAAUCAGGAACAGGACAUAAAAUCAUGCUGUAAUUGUUCAAUGUGAUCACAUUUGACAGAAUGAUAGGACCCAUGACAAUCUUAUUAUCCCUCUGGCAUGAGGAAUGUGCGAUAUAGUUAUUUAGCAGCGGGGUGGAAAGUAAGCUAUUUGUGUGACAUUUCUUUCAAAUGACUGAAAAAAUAUAAUUGACAUGGAAACAAAAUCUGUCAACACGGGGCAUGGGGCACUUGUAAGAAUGCCAGCAUGAUCUUGUGAGACCAAGUAUAAGCUGUUGCAAAAAAUGUCUUUUUUCAAACAAAACUGUCACAGAGGUAUUAAGCAAUGUUUAUUAUUGUGAAACUAAUGGAAAGUUACCAGAGCAAGCUGGUACACAUGAUCAGAUAUACUGUAAUGUCUUUGCGUUUGACGUGGUGAAGUAGCAUGUAGCUCCUUAUCCAAUGUCAUUUUGAAUGCCCAGUAAGAAGUCACUCUAAAUAUAAUAGUAUGUUAGUACAGUGGUUAUAAAAAGUCUACACACCGUUCUGUUCAAAUGCUUUGUUUUUUAGAUCAAAAUAAGUUUCAAAAGUUAUACACCAUUAAUAUGACCAAUAACCUGUACAACUCAAUUCAAAGAAUUACAUAUUUGAGAGAGGGGAAGUAACAAUAAACAACGAAGAUUUACACCCUGUUCAGAAUUAAGCAGUCAAAUUCAAACUCAUGUCUGCAUACACCGGCUACCAUUUUAAGUUCCUCUGAUAAAUCUCAAAUAAAAUUCGUCUGUUCUAUUAGCUCUUAUAAUCCAUGCCACACGUUAGAAAAUUGUGCCACAAAAAUCAUGCACCAUAAUUUUGGUUCCAACAUUCUUAUCUGUCUACCUUUCUAUGUACAACCUCUGAAUAUUUUAUAGUAGGAAGGCUUAUUCUGUGCCAGUGCAGAGCAGACAAGCGCAACUUGUCAGCUAUUUCCAGUUCACAGCCACCCAAUAUUUUUUGUAUCUUUGACACCCAUGGUGAUGCUCACAUCGAUCAUGCACAAGCGGCGCCUAUGCACCUCUGCAGCAGUGAUCAGGUUGCUAGCACACGGCCUAUGUUUAGUUCGUUCAAUGUCACGAGGGCGGGCAGCUGUAUCCGCUGCGUCAGCAUUAUGUAAAGGUGGUGCUAUUCGCUCUCUAGUUCUCACGCUGGGCUCUAUGAAGAAAGUGCAAGUUCCAAAAUCUGUUUUGAGUUACUACUUUUGAGUUACUGUCACCCAAACAGCUCUGGAAUGCUCAGACAACAAUGGUAAAUAAUUACAAUAAUCUUAAUGUAGCUGCUUGUCAAACAGAACUAUUCGUUUUUUAUUGCUACAGAUUAAUAUGAAAAGUCUAUUCUACA
Molecule: messenger RNA, 6091 nt
Organism: Phyllopteryx taeniolatus (common seadragon)
Lineage: Eukaryota; Metazoa; Chordata; Actinopteri; Syngnathiformes; Syngnathidae
Exons: 4
Coding region: 331-1167 (278 amino acids)
Source: RefSeq, a predicted model, not a curated record